Messenger RNA from Lentinula edodes (shiitake mushroom), 1687 nucleotides. RefSeq lists its product as uncharacterized. The record is from RefSeq and is a predicted model, not a curated record. The coding region runs from base 192 to 1604 and encodes 470 amino acids. Gene Ontology annotation, molecular function: NAD+ poly-ADP-ribosyltransferase activity. The transcript is spliced from 9 exons. Lineage: Eukaryota; Fungi; Basidiomycota; Agaricomycetes; Agaricales; Omphalotaceae.
AUUCCCCAUGGACCCUUACCAGCCCACAGAUUAACACGGAGAAACAGUGUGUAGAAUCCAUGCUCCGAUUUAAAUACCCGGUCAUAGCUCAACUUCCCUCACACGACUAUCUAUCACUCCCCAAGCUUCAUCACCGCUAGCGGGCAUAGCGUCGCAUAAUUUUUACUUAAAUCUUACGAAUCUCAUAACUCAUGGCUGCUUCUGUUGCAUCUCAUAUCCCAUUGGCGCUGUCCUUGCUACACACCGUAGCGACGCAGUAUCCUGGACUGACCAAGUCUCAGCCUACUACGAAUGUUAAUACUGCUCCGUCAGUACCUUCCGUACCCGCACCUGCAGCCACACUUCCUGUUGCUCUUCCCGGAUCCGGAUCUGGAGCUGGCAAUGGAAGCGGUACGGGUACUGCAGGUCAGACUAAUGGUCAGGCAUCCGGAACUACAGGAACAACGUCGGGAGCAGGAACAAGGGUAGGAGCACCACUGGCGACGCCUCCAGCGAGCUCGAAUAAUUCUUCUACUUGUGAGCAUUGUCGUUUGAAGCCGAAAUAUAACGACGGUGUCAAGACCCAUUCUUACUGUUCCAAGAGCUGUGCUACUAAUGCAAAACUUGCAAACGGAAACCAGAAGGCACCUCGAGGACAUCAACAUGGAAGCACCACCCCAUCCGGGAACUGUGAUUUUUGUCACAAUCGACCAAAGUUUCCUGGUCAUCCUUUCUGUAGCAAGGCCUGCGCAAACAAUGCUAGCUCAAGUUUGCAUACGGGCGGGAACCCGAAAGGGACUUGUCAAGCUCCAGGAUGCUCGAAACCGACUCAUGUCAAUAAGGACGGAACAUGUGGAGACUAUUGCUCGUUAUCCCACAAGACGCUUGGAGAAACACUUUGCAUCAUGUGUCUCAAGGCCGCUAAGCAGACUAAUUCACACUUUUGCAGCAAAGCGUGUGCGGACAAUGCAGAAAUGAAGGGUCCAAUGAUUCUGGAAGUCCCUGCAGGUCAUGUAACUUUCAAAGAUGUCUCGGAUCAAUUCAAAGCUUCCUGGAGACAUGUGGGCGCGAAAUGUCCUCCAGUGAAACGUAUCUACAAAAUCGUUUCCCCGCAGUCAUCUCUGGCAUCGUAUAAUGCAUACAAGGCCUCAGUCGAAGCCCGAGGGAAAUUUAGUGCCGCCGGACGGAGCGCAGGAAAUGAAAAUCGACGAUGGCAUGGGACGAAGCGCGAGUGUCAUCUUGGGGACAAAGGAUACACACAAUUCUGUGGUUCGCAAACAUGUUCCUUGUGUUGCAUCGUGAAGACGUCGUUCGAUUUGAGCCUUUUUGGGAAGAAGACCGGAUGGGGCAGGUUUGGCAAAGGAAUAUAUACGUCCUCAACAUCGUCCAAAUCAAACGAUUACUCCACUAAUGAAUGCCGUUCUUCACUCAAGGCCAUCUUAUUGAAUAAAGUCAUCGUUGGGAAAGGAUGCAAGCUGACGCAGGACAAUGUAUCGCUCACAACACCUCCCCAGGGAUAUGAUUCCGUCCUUGCGGAAAAGGGAGGAAGCCUGAACUAUGAUGAGCUCGUGGUAUACACGAAUGAUGCUAUUCGACCAUCAUUUCUUGUUAUGUAUGAGGCUUGAUUUGAGUAAUAUCCCCAGCCCUCAAUCUUAUAUGUUAGUAAAAUUAAAUAUCUUAAAUAGCAUCUGCAGUUUUGUACCGAAUG